AUGCCUUACUCUGAUAGAUUUGCUGAAAAACAGGCUAAGCUUAUGCGUUUGAAAAUUAAUAGGCAGCAUGUUUUAGACAGAUGCGAGAAACUAUUAGCGCCUAAACUUAGAAAAGACAUUCUGCUCACAGAAACUAAGCUGUCCAGAGACAAGCUAGACUUGAUGAAACUCGCUAUUGAGCAAAGACGAAGUAUAAUUGAGAAAAAGAAAACAGAGUUAACCGAUUUAACCAGCUAUAAUAAUGAACUUCGUCUUAAACUGCCAAGGUAUCAGAAGAGGGUGUCAAGCUUAGGCAAGCAUGCUCAAAAUCAGAGAAUUGAAUUGCAAAACAAAAUUUGUUCGUACAAUGACCAAUCUCAAGCUCUGGCCGCUCUAAGGAGGUCAAGAAUACGGCAAUUUACAAAAUAUAUAUUUCCAGUAUAUAUGAGUUAUGAUUCCAGCGACAGUAUAGAAGAUUUGGAGUUUCUGGGUGAUGAUUGUGAGGAGGAGCCACCGCGACGGCCGCAACUUCACAUUGUUGCACCAUGGAUAGAUGCUGACGGGGAUUGUUCUCAUAUACAAGCAUGGGCGGCGCAGAGCAAGGAGGGCGCGGGCGGGCCGGAGGCGGGGCCGAGCCCUGCGCAGUGCGCGGGCGCCGCGCUGCUGCUCGCCGCGCAGCUCGUCGCGCUGCUCGCCUGGACGCUCGACGUGCGCACGCCGCACGCCAUCUCGCUCAGUUAUGAGGAAAUCCGCAGCGAGUACAGCUCUGGGCGCGUUUGGGGCGGCGCUGUGCGGCGGCUGCGCGCGUGCGCCGCUGCACUAUGCGCGCGCGCCGGCGUUCGCCGCCUCGGCCCUCCGCCCGCUGACGCCUCCCCCUCCCCCUGGCCCUCGGCCCCCGCCCCGCCCCCCCCGCCCCCCUCCCCUCUGGCGGCGCACGGCGCCCUCGGCGGGCUGCACGCGCUCGCGCUCGCCGCUGCCGCAGACGACCCCCGCCUGGGCAGGGUGGAGCCGUGGCUGAGCCGGUCGGCGUCGUGCUCGUCGGAGUGGGCGGAGGCGUGGCAGGGCGCCGCGCCCGACCUGGACGAGCCCGAGCCGCCCGAGCACCUCUGCUGGCCCGACGCCAACGACUUCCAGGAGGAGGAGAUGAGCCGCAGUCCGGGCGGGGCUCCAGCGCCCUCGCUGGUCACGUCGGCGGCCGCCUCGAUCGCCUCCAUGUGGCGCGGCUGGACCAAG
Iphiclides podalirius (scarce swallowtail) is the source of this 1212-nucleotide messenger RNA. NCBI's taxonomy places the organism in Eukaryota, Metazoa, Arthropoda, Insecta, Lepidoptera, Papilionidae. The record is from the annotation of a GenBank genome assembly.